Messenger RNA from Linum trigynum, 1932 nucleotides. The record is from the annotation of a GenBank genome assembly. NCBI's taxonomy places the organism in Eukaryota, Viridiplantae, Streptophyta, Magnoliopsida, Malpighiales, Linaceae.
CAAAUGCCUUAGCGCCAAUUUUCUACCAUUUUCGGAUUAUUUGAAAUUGAGAUAAAAUGAGCUAACAGAAAUCCUGCACUGUUCUACGAUUUCUAUAUUUGUGCUUGGUUAUCCGAAUCGGUAGUUAUUAGCUGAUCGACAACUAUAUUUAUCUGCAGGAUGAAGAGGGUGGUGUGCCAGUGCCAGUGCAGUGCUGAUAGAAUCAGCAAUCUUCCCGGCAACUUAGUACAGCGCAUUCUCGUGUUCUUACCAAUCAAAGAUGCCGCCAAAACAAGUGUCUUGUCAAGCAAAUGGAGGGAGGCAUCGGUGGAGAAGUAUUCCUCAACUUGUUUUUGAUGAUCGUUUUGCUAAAACAUAUAAAGAGGCUGAAUAUGGAUCCGACAUGGAGAGUAAGCUUCCAAUCCUGAACAUCUACAAGGCUCUCCUCCUUCUUCAUGAUGGGCCAAUAACCAAGUUUGAGCUUUCUAUCCCUGAAUUAGUGUCCUGCGAUGACGAGAUGGACCUCAUCGUUCUUUACCUUUCCAAUAAAGGUGUCCAAGAGUUUACCCUCCGGUUCCGGAGUCUUGACAUUUGGCAUAAUUAUCCGAUGCAUUCUUCUCUGUUUUCUUCUGCACUUGACCUGAAAUCCCUGGAACUUGAGAACUGUCAAUUUACACACCGCCACCUUGGUUUGACGGGUUCAGUAAGCUUACCCGUUUUCGAAUACAAGAUUCCGCUUUGCCUCACCACAAUUUCCUUGCCAAGUGCCCAAUGUUUGAAUAUCUGAGUGUUGUAGAUUGGGAGAGUCCUCCUGAUAACCUUGAGAUCGUGUCUCCAUCUCUCAAAUCCUUACAGUUAGUGAGGAUGAGGUGCGGGCUCCUCAAGGUCAAGGGUAUCUGCUUCAAGGAUACUCCCCUUUUGUCAUCUGUCCAACUUUUUUUCCAUGAUACCGACACGCUUGACUUGGCAACUGUUUUUGCUUCUAUUCCAACAAUCCGAAAGUUGGGGACGAACGAUGUAUUACUGCAACACCUUACUGCAGGUCCUAGAAAUGUCCCCUCCGGGCUUCCUUCUCCUCUUCACCAGUUAGAAGUCCUCGAAAUUAUUGACUUUGACUAUAGUCUGGACUGGGAGCAUGGUUUUGUUUGUUUGAUCAUGAGUUCGCCAAACCUGCGUAGGCUCAAACUUCAGCUGUAUCGUGACGAGAGAAAGAAUGCAGUCAGCAACCUAGGGAGUUCACAAUUGAGGAUAGCUGUGGUACACAGGUUGAGCUGGACCUUGUGAGGUUCGUCCUAGCCACUGCCCCUCUGCUUCGACUGGUUCACAUUAUAGCUGCACGUAAUUUGAGCUCUAAAAAGGUUACGAAAUUUACGAGGGAUGCGUUGAGCUACAACUACAAGCGUGUUUCUAAAGAAGCAGAGUUUAUAUAUAUUAAUCCCUGCGAUGAUAAGUAUAUAUGAGUAGGAAUCUGUGGCCUUUGCCCUUUGGAAUUAGAACCCUUGAACUUGUGUUUUUCACAAUUGCAAUUUUGGUUAUACUAGCACGUAUAGUCAAAUUAAGCAAAACUUUUGCACUUCCACCAUCAUCCUUCAUGGGUCACCGGGAAUCGAAUACAAGACCUCUCGGUCACAGAAAACUUUGAUACCAUGUCAAGAACCAAUUGAUCCCAAUAACUCGAAUUGUUGAGAGAGGUUCAAUCGUGUAUCAUAUACUACACACUAACACGCAAUGCACCCCAAUUUCCAUCCAUUUGCAUGGGCAGGCAGCAGAUCCAUAUAUUGCGUUUGAAGAAGCAGCGUUAAUCUUCUCAUUAAAAUCAAAUCCCAGCUUUCUGUAUCCAUAUCCUUCUGGUCUUUGUUGUUGUCUCUUUCUUGCAAAGUUAAUCUUCAUCUGGAUUUGUUUGCACCGAACCGAACAAUGUUCUUGAUCAACUAAUCAAUCUUCUAGGGACGA